AUGGAUGUGUUGAUAAUUCAAAUUUGCAAAAAUACAAAAGAGGCGAGAGAAAUGGCUUUGACUGGAAAAUAUGAAUCAUCAGAAAUUUAUUAUCAGACAGUAAUUGAGCAAAUAGAAACAUUGAUGGAAAGUAUCAUAAGCGAAACCCGAAGAGCAAAAUGGUUUCAAAUUCAGAAUCAAAUUACUGACGAGUUUGAACAGGUUAAAGCCGCUUCGUAUGCUUUAAAUCUUUUUCAAAUGGAUAUUCAGAGAAAUUCAUUUCUUGCUGGAAAGUCAUCUUUAUCCCACGAGGAACCAACGAGAGACACUGCUUCUGGAAAUGAUUCUUCAGAAAAUUGUUAUCAACUUUUUCGAUCCGUACCUUCAACUCCAUCAAAAGGUUUUACUCAGGAUUCCGAAAUUUGGCGUACAACUUCACAACCAGAUCAAAAAAAUCAAAGAUCGAGCAGAAUUCAACAAAGAAUUCAGCCAACAAACACAACACUGCGCAAACCAUUCGAAACAACUUUAAGGAAGGAUGGAAAUAAGAGUGAUUUGAAAAAAACCAAAAAGAAAGCAAUCGAAAAAGAAGAAUCAAAUAAAUUUCUCUCUUAUACAAACAGUCGAAAAAAAGAAACAUCUCCUAAAGCUCCUUCCAAAUCUCAUACAGAAAAAUUUAAUUCAUCCGGAAAUUUAAAUAAACUCAUAGAACUAUUAGAAAAGGAUAUUCUUCAAAAUAAUCCAAAUAUUCAUUGGGAUGAUAUUGCCGAACUCCAUCAGGUUAAACGACUCCUUGAGGAAGCUGUGAUUCUUCCAAUUUUGAUGCCAGACUUUUUUAAAGGAAUUCGAAGACCAUGGAAGGGAGUUUUAAUGGUUGGUCCACCUGGAACGGGAAAAACAAUGUUGGCUAAAGCAGUAGCAACUGAAUAUGAAACUACAUUCUUCAACGUCUCCCCAUCGACUGUAACUUCAAAAUAUAGAGGCGAGUCUGAAAGACUAGUACGACUUUUAUUUGAAAUGGCAAGAUUUCAUGCACCGAGUACAAUUUUUAUCGAUGAAAUCGAUUCGCUUUGUUCAAAACGUGGUUCAAAUUCAGAACACGAGGCCUCUAGGAGAUUCAAAUCAGAAUUUCUUGUUCAAAUGGAUGGAAUUUGUUCAAAUAUUGAAGAUGAACCAAAAGUUGUAAUGGUUCUUGCUGCGACAAAUUAUCCUUGGGACAUUGAUGAAGCAUUGAUUAGACGUUUAGAAAAACGAAUAUACAUUCCUUUACCAAAUGAUGAAGGAAGAUUAGAAUUAUUAAAAAUAAGUCUUCGGGAUGUUAAAAUUGAUCCAUCAGUAGACCUCAGUGAAAUGGCGAGUAAACUCGAUGGAUAUUCUUGUGCAGAUAUUGCAAAUGUUUGCAGAGACGCAUCAAUGAUGUCAAUGCGUAAAAAAAUCGCUGGCUUGAAACCUGACGAAAUAAAGCAGAUUAAAAAAGAUGAACUGGAUUUGCCCGUAACAUCGGCAGAUUUUUACGAGGCAAUUGAGAGAUGCAAUAAAAGCGUUUCCGCCGAAGAUUUGAAAAAGUACGAAAAAUGGAUGAGAGAAUUCGGAUCAUGCUAAAAACCACCUUUCGCAAUUUUUUUUA
Leptopilina heterotoma is the source of this 1606-nucleotide messenger RNA. Its product is annotated as katanin p60 ATPase-containing subunit A-like 1. The record is from RefSeq and is a predicted model, not a curated record. Gene Ontology annotation, biological process: microtubule severing. Bases 1 to 1581 code for a protein of 526 amino acids. The transcript has 10 exons. Lineage: Eukaryota; Metazoa; Arthropoda; Insecta; Hymenoptera; Figitidae. Gene Ontology annotation, cellular component: microtubule cytoskeleton. Gene Ontology annotation, molecular function: ATP hydrolysis activity; ATP binding; microtubule severing ATPase activity.